UCAAAACGUAAUUGUGAAAAAUUGUUAACCUAACCGCUGACCUAACCUCGGUACUUGUGUGUUUCUUGGUACUUGUGCAGUGAUCAGAGAUUAACAUAUAAAAGAUUAUAUACUGCUAUGUCCCAGUUAAAUGAAAAUAUUUUGAAAUAUUUGGCUGAAAAUGAUAAAGCCAACACGAUUACCUUGGGAAAAUAUUUUAAUGAAGAUCAUCAAAAAAUUGUGGGAGCCUUAAAAAGUAUACAAGCCCAUGGAGAACUUUUAUUAGCUGAAUCUAUUUCUGACAAGAAAAUCGAACUUACAGAAGAAGGAAAAUUGAUUGCAGAAAAAGGAAGUCAUGAAGUAAACGUGUUUGCACAUAUACCAGAUGGCGGUAUAGAACAGUCAGAGUUGAUGAAGCUACCUAAUGCUAAGAUCGGUUUCAGCAAAGCCAUGUCUGCUGGUUGGGUUCAAGUAGAUAAAUCUUGCACACCACCUUUAGUGAAGAAAAAAGUACCUGAAAUUGUGGAUACUGUUCAAGAACAUAUGAGAAAAAUAAUGAAAGGGGAUAUAUCAAAUAUUACAGAUAAAGAAAAACAAGAGUACAAAAAACGGAAACUCAUACAGGAAGUUGUAGUAAAGAGUUUCAAUUUGACUAAAGGUCCUAAGUUUAGCUUGACUUUGAAUAAGCUUGAAACUGAUUUAACAAAUGAUAUGAUGCUAGCGAAUAGCUGGAAAGAAAUGAGAUUUAAAGACUAUAACUUUGAAUCUUUAGGAGCACCCUUGGAAAGUGGUUAUCUCCAUCCACUACUCCAAGUCAGGUCCGAAUUUAGACAAAUCUUCUUAGAAAUGGGGUUCUCAGAAAUGCCUACCAACAACUACAUCGAGAAUUCUUUCUGGAAUUUUGAUGCCCUUUUUCAGCCCCAACAACAUCCUGCAAGAGAUGCCCACGAUACCUUUUUCAUUUCUAACCCCAAGAUUAGUAAUUCAUUUCCAACGGAUUACUUGGAGAGGGUCAAAAAUGUACACAGCAAGGGAGGAUAUGGUUCACAAGGAUGGAGUGUGAUUCUACAUAGUAACAGCAAGACAGAUAGUAACGUCACUUUUAUUAUAUUCAUGAUUGUGCGCCUCAUUUAUUCUGCUCGUCAUCCCGAUCACCGAGUUGUGGAUGUGCACCGUUUACUCUCAAAGGGAAGAUUGCACAUGGUAAAGGAAGAAUUCCCUUUCCGCACGAGGGCGUCGUACUACAAGCAGUUGAAGGAUACCCGAAUAUGGCUAUGAUUGGAAGAUUGAAGAGGCACAGAAAAAUCUUUUAAGAACCCACACAACUGCUGUUAGUGCUAGGAUGUUGUAUGAAUUAGCUCAACAGGAAAAGUUUAAGCCUAUAAAGCUGUUCAGUAUAGAUAAGGUAUUCAGGAACGAGACACUGGAUGCUACUCACUUGGCAGAAUUCCAUCAAGUAGAAGGCUUGAUUGCAGACUUCAAUCUUACUUUAGGUGACUUAAUUGGCGUGUUUACUGAAUUUUUCAAGAAAUUGGGCAUGGUUCAGUUGGAAUUUAAACCUGCAUACAAUCCAUACACUGAACCUAGCAUGGAAAUAUUCUGUUUCCACCCUGGUCUAGGAAAAUGGAUUGAAAUAGGAAAUUCUGGAGUUUUCAGACCCGAGAUGUUGCUACCCAUGGGAUUGCCAGAUGAUGUAUGUGUGAUAGCAUGGGGACUUUCUCUAGAAAGACCUACCAUGAUCAAAUACGGGCUUAAUAACAUCAGAGACUUGGUUGGGCCAAAGGUAGAUUUAGAGAUGGUACAUAGGAGUCCUAUUUGUAGGCUGAAUACAUAAAUUUCGUUCAAUAUAGAUUUUAAAAGCAUUCUCAGUUUUUGUGUCCACAAUAAUCGUCAUGUUAAAUUGCUCGUAACCUGCUAUGACAUACUCGUAACGUGCUAUGACAUUUUCUUUUCAAUUUUAAGCUACAAACAUGAUCUCUCCCACACCAACAAUUGGGCGAUAUCUUCUUCUUCAUGGUCCUGUGGUGAAUUUUUUAUCUCGUAUUAGUGUUGUAACUAAUACAUAAAAUGGUGUGCAAAAUGAUCCGCGCAAAUUAGCAAACGUUUCUGGAUUUUGGACCGCGAAGUUUGACAUGAUAUAAAGUUCGUACUAGUUUCUAAAAUAAGGCUCUGUGGUGACUGCAUCUCUCGGGUGCACUACGGAAUAACCCUCUUGAUCAGCCACGACACCUUCGUCGUUGCUAUUAAUAGUUCCGCCCCUCGGCGGUAUCGGGUACUACAACCCUCGUCAGCCAGUUCCGUGGUGAUCCCGGCACGCAUUGUAUCCAUAACAAAUACUGUUAUUUCAAUUGGUAUUUAUUUAGUGUGUUGAAUAUAUC
Molecule: messenger RNA, 2357 nt
Organism: Acanthoscelides obtectus
Lineage: Eukaryota; Metazoa; Arthropoda; Insecta; Coleoptera; Chrysomelidae
Source: the annotation of a GenBank genome assembly